Messenger RNA from Salvia hispanica, 1605 nucleotides. RefSeq names its product myosin heavy chain-like protein. The record is from RefSeq and is a predicted model, not a curated record. NCBI's taxonomy places the organism in Eukaryota, Viridiplantae, Streptophyta, Magnoliopsida, Lamiales, Lamiaceae.
CCUAAACUUCACAGCUUGUUCCUCCAUCGUCGGUUUGUUGGCCGGCGGCUGAAAAAACUCACAAUCUCGCCCUCCUCUCUCAAAUUUUCUGCGGCAAUCGCUUGUUUAUGUAAAAAUAAGUGAGAGAUGGAGGCUCGUCAUGCAUCUCUCGGUCGAAGAACGCUGGAAGACAUUCGACAGAAGCGUGCAGCAGAGAGAAUUAGCAAGACCUCAUCCGGACCGGAUCUAGCCAAAAUCCCUACCGACGCUACUGGUAUCAAGAAAUCGGAAAGUGCGACUCGACUUACGGAGAAUGAUAUCAGUGGUUUAUUAUCUCAAUUGAAAGACAUGCAACAGAGGAAUACAGAGCUGGAGGAAGCGAACAAGGAAUUCACCUCAUUGCUUCUGAAGAAAGAAGUGGAGAAUGAUAUGAUGCAGAAACGACUAAAUGAUCUGGAGCAGAACACAGUGCCUUUACUGAGAAAAGCUCUCAAGGAUGUUGCAAUGGAAAAGGAUGCUGCAGUUGUUGCACGGGAGGAUCUUUCUACUCAGCUUCGCACCCUGAAAAGGCGCAUAAAAGAAGCUGAAGAAGAACAAUAUAGAGCGGAAGAGGAUGCUGCUUCACUAAGAGCCGAAUUAAAUGUGUUGCAACAGCAAACAAUGCACAAUCCAUCAGGUGGCAACAAUGCAACUGGAUAUUCAAUUGAUCAGAUGCAAGCGAUGGAAAGAGAAUUGUCUAGUUUGAGGUCUAAGCUUGAGCAAGAAGCAGUACUUAGACAACAAGAGCAUCAAGUCUUAGUAGAGGAGCAAGCCCGUGCAUCUGCUCUCAUUGUUCAGAAGCAAGAGUUGGAAGAAAAGCUUGCCUCUGCCUCUAAAAGGAUUUCAGAAAAUGGAACAGAACAGGAGCACCAAAGGACAUUCACACUGGAAGACAAGGGGAGACUUGAGAAGCAACUGCAUGAUAUGGCAGUAGCUGUUGAGAAACUGGAAUCUAGCAGGCAAAAACUUCUAAUGGAGAUUGACUCCCAAUCUUCGGAAAUAGAAAGAUUAUUUGAAGAAAAUUCCAGUCUCUCAUCUGAUUAUCAAGAAUCACUGGAACGAGUAGCAACUUGGGAGAAUCAGGUCAAAGCUCAUAUACAACAAAAUGAGGAACUUCGAAAAACAGUGGACAAGUUGCGGAUGGAGCAAGCCAGUUUACCAGGUCUGAAUGAUAAAGCUUUCCAAUCACUUUCUGGCUCCAGCAGAGGUGAUAAUGUGAUUGAAUCUCAAUACGGGGCUGAAUAUAUUUCCCUGAAGGGACAACUAGCUAAAGAGCAAAGCAGAGCAGAGGCUCUAUCUGCAGACGUAUUGCAGCUCUCGACACGCCUCCAGCAAGCGACAGAAGCGUACAACGGUCUCUUGCGCCUCUACAAACCUGUGUUGCGGAAUAUUGAGAAUGGUCUUGUGAAGAUGAAGCAAGAUGGGUCGGUUACUGUACAGUAACAUCCCACUAGUGUUUGUGUUUUUGUAUGAAUAGAAAACUCCAUUUGUUGAUCGAUAGCAAUUCUUUUGAUAAAUGUGGAUAACAAGAUGAGCAGAAAAUUUCUGUCAUUUAUGAUUGAUAUUUCCCUUUUUUAUUUUACUGUA